CAAGCUCCUCCUCGCCUCAAAAGUUCUGCGACCCUGAUGGUAACCCAUGCCGACCACAGGGAAAUUGUUACCACCUCCAGAAAAUGCUGCUUCUUUCUCGCCACAUCACCGAAGAUUCAGUACAAGUUGGGAGCGGCGACUCUUCAUUUAGUAUUCCCUUCAGGAGCCCAGCAGCAGCAGUGAGCCCAGCAGUAGCAGUGACUCCAGUUCCUGGUCACCGAAGGAGAAUGUCCAGCGCACCGCGAUCCUUGGCCUAGACGGAGUGUUUCCGAUCCAUCAGAGACCACGACGCACCGAAAUCCGUUUGCGCCGAAAUCCGUUUGCGCCAGCGUCUCGUGUUAGAGUACUCAAACGUGAAAGCCGUUGGUCGGUUUGGUCGAGUCAUCGUUGGCGGCUCUUCUCCGUCGCCAGUCACACCCGCCGUCUCCCGCGUCUGCCUCUCACCUGUCGCCUGUCGCCUGUCGCCUGUUGCCUGUCGCCUGUCGCCUCUCACCUGUCGCCUGUCGCCUGUCGCCUGUCGCCUGUCGCCUCCGCCGCUUUUCUUCCUGCGACAUGGAUUCGUCGGUCGACGACUUGGACGAUCUUCUCGAUAGCGCACUGGAGGACUUCCGCCAAGACCCACCAGCAGCUGCUCCCAACUCAAGCACGCCCCCCCCUGCCGCUGCUGCCUCUCCUGCCGCCACCAGCGGCACCAGCACCACCAGCAGCGCCACUGCCGCCGCUCUCCCCGCGCCAACACCCCCACUGCGUGCUGCUGCUUCGCCGCCCCUCCCUCUCUCUCCUGACGCACCCGCAGCCGCAGGCAACGCCAGUGAGGCGCCACAUGCAGCCUCUGGCCCCACACCCACACCCACACCCACACCCACACCCACACUUGCAGCAGCACCCGCAGCAGCGCCGCUGGGACUAGGGCUUGGGCUAGGGCUGGGUGGGGGCCUGCCGGCCCUGCCAGGGAAGAAAAAAGGAGCCGCGCAAACAGGCAAGAAAAAGGCCGCUGCUGCUGCUGCUUCUGGCGUCGAUGCUGGUGCUGGCAGUGGAAGCAGCAGCAGCGGGAGCGGAGGCAAAACGGGCGGCAUAUCGUCCACGUUGGAGCAGCUGCAGCAGCAGACGCAGCGCACAGUCAGCGGUAUUGGGGAGGGGGACGCCACAAGAGUCGGGGCAGGAGCAGGGCGAGCAGGAGCAGCAGGAGGUGGAUUGCCUGCGGGGCUGGGGGCUGGCUUCCCGGGGCUGGAGGGGUUGGGAGGGUUGGGGGGGGAAGGGGAGGAGGUGGAUGAGGCGGCGGUCGAGAGACUGGUGAAGCAGUUUGAAGACAUGGGCACGCAG
Messenger RNA from Closterium sp. NIES-67, 1323 nucleotides. Lineage: Eukaryota; Viridiplantae; Streptophyta; Zygnematophyceae; Desmidiales; Closteriaceae. The record is from the annotation of a GenBank genome assembly.